Leishmania mexicana MHOM/GT/2001/U1103 is the source of this 1467-nucleotide messenger RNA. Its product is annotated as putative amino acid transporter. NCBI's taxonomy places the organism in Eukaryota, Euglenozoa, Kinetoplastea, Trypanosomatida, Trypanosomatidae. The transcript has a single exon. Gene Ontology annotation, biological process: amino acid transmembrane transport. The record is from RefSeq and is a predicted model, not a curated record. The coding region runs from base 1 to 1467 and encodes 488 amino acids. Gene Ontology annotation, molecular function: amino acid transmembrane transporter activity. Gene Ontology annotation, cellular component: vacuolar membrane.
AUGACCAGGUUCCCGAGCACCGCAUCAGACAACGAACCCGCACAUCUCACGCAAAUGGAGGACGAACGUCACCGCAGCACCCUCAUCAAGGACUUCAUGAGCGGGGCUGAGGUGGAGGGCGACGGGGACGCGAGCCAUGGCGACCCCUCCGUCCCCCAGAACGACCAGAAGGCGCAGGAGUACCUGGAAAUAGACGACGAGGAUGACACGACUGUCGUCCGCCUCGCCGCCGGUGAGCUAAAGGAGAACACAAACAUCUACAAGUCCGCCUUCCACGUCUUCAAAGCAAACGUCGGCACCGGCGUGUACCUACUGCCCACCUUCUACCCCGAUGCAGGCUACGCAGUCUCUGUGAUCCUCACCGUCCUCAUGGGCGCCGCCGUCAUCGACUGUACGCGGAUGCUGGUGGAUGUGAAGGUGACGAUCAACCGCAGCGAUGUGACCACCUACUCGCAGGUGUGCCGCUACGUGUGCGGCGCCGGAUUGGGUUGGUUCUUGUUUGUUGCCAUGGCCCUUGCGCAGUUUGGCUUCUGCCUCAUGUACAGCCAGCUGUUUGGUGACACCAUGGAUGACCUCGUCAACUUCAGGGGCUCCAAGUACUUGUGGGUGUCGGUGAUGCUCUUCCUGUGCUUCCCCAUGACGUGCUUUUCCGACAACCUCUCGCUGCUCGCCAUCGGCUCCAUCAUCGCCACCGUCAGUGUCUUCUACUCCCUCAUAUCCUGCUUCGCAACGUCGCUCGUACAGCUCAACCAGGACGGUGUUCACCCGGGCUGCAACGUCGCCGGCAACCGCAUCCCCGUGGGCUGGUUCAAUAACCUCGCCAACAACAUGAUGGUGCUGGAGGGCAUUGCCAUCAUCCUGCCGGUGCACGCCGCCUGCACGAAGAAGCGGCUGGUGCUCAAGAUGGCGACCCUUGUCAUCAUCGGCGUGAUUGCUUGGUACAUACUGUUUGGCUUGACUGGCUACCUCGCCUACGGCAACUCCAUGACCACCUCGCUGGUGGCCAAGGUGGCGCACUCGCCGUGGGGUACGAGUGUGCGCGUGUGUUUUAUGCUCAACCUCAUCUUCACCUACCCGGUGCAGUUCAUGCCAGCGAUGCAGCUGAUUGACCAGACGGUGAGGUGCAAACCACAUAGCUGGAUAGGCAUCGGCCUCCGUCUGCUCAUCAAUCUUGUUAUCUGGGCCCUGGCCAUGGGGAUGCCGACCUCAGCCGUCAACACCGUCGUCGCGUUCAUUGGCGCGCUGCCGUCAGUGUGCAUGGUCAUGAUCAUCCCGUCGGUCCUCGCCAUGCAUGUGAAGUAUGCCGUGGCGUACCCCGAUGCGGACCGCAACACGCUGCAGUACUGGAAGAAGAUCUUCGUUGCGACGCCGUGCGUUACCUUCAAGCGCAUCCGCUGCUACGUGUACCUUCUCGUGGGAGUGCUCAUCAUGGUUAUCGGCACAUACAGUAUCAUCGAGACUCUAUAG